AGGGAAGAUGGCUCAGGCCAGGGAAAGCGCUCCCACGCCCCGCUGUCCCCUUCCCUGAGCUGGGGGAAGGGACCCAUCCAGAAGGGACACCCCUUCUCUCUUCCCCUCCCGCCCACUCGCGCCGCGGGGAUGGCUCCGUGGCCUCACGGGAACGGCUCUGUGGCCUCGUGGCCGGCUGCCCCCACCCCGACGCCCGGUACCGCCAGCACGAGUGGGCUGCCGGGGGCGCCAUGGGCGGUGGCCUUGGCGGGGGCGCUGUUGGCGCUGGAGGUGCUGGCCACCGUGGGAGGCAACCUGCUGGUCAUCGUGGCCAUUGCUCGGACGCCAAGACUGCAGACCAUGACCAACGUGUUCGUGACUUCGCUGGCCACCGCGGACCUGGUGGUGGGGCUCCUGGUAGUGCCGCCGGGGGCCACCUUGGCGCUGACGGGCCACUGGCCUCUGGGCGCCACCGGUUGCGAGCUGUGGACCUCAGUGGACGUGCUGUGUGUGACAGCCAGCAUCGAAACCCUGUGCGCCCUGGCGGUGGACCGCUACCUGGCCGUGACCAACCCGCUGCGCUACGGCGCACUGGUCACCAAACGGCGCGCCCGGGCGGCAGCGGUCCUGGUGUGGGUCGUGUCCGCCGCGGUGUCGUUUGCGCCCAUCAUGAGCAAGUGGUGGCGCGUGGGAGCCGACGCCGAGGCGCAGCGCUGCCACUCCAACCCGCACUGCUGCGCCUUCGCCUCCAACAUACCCUACGCGCUGCUCUCCUCCUCCGUCUCCUUCUACCUUCCGCUUCUGGUGAUGCUCUUCGUCUACGCGCGCGUUUUCCUCGUGGCGACGCGCCAACUGCGCCUGCUGCGCCGGGAGCUGGGCCGCUUCCCGCCCGCGGAGUCUCCGCCGGCCGCGUCUCGCUCCCGGUCCCCCGGCCCGGCCCGGCGGUGCGCUUCGCCCGCCGCGGUGCCCUCGGACGGCCUGCGGCCCGCGCGCCUCCUGCCUCUGCGGGAGCACCGGGCCCUGCGCACCCUGGGCCUCAUCGUGGGUACCUUCACUCUCUGCUGGUUGCCCUUCUUCGUGGCCAACGUGAUGCGCGCUCUCGGGGGGCCCUCUCUGGUUCCCAGCCCGGCCCUCCUGGCCCUUAACUGGCUGGGCUACGCCAACUCUGCCUUCAACCCGCUCAUCUACUGCCGCAGCCCCGACUUUCGCAGCGCUUUCCGCCGCCUACUGUGCCGCUGCCGGCGGGAGGAGCACCGCGCCGCCGCCUCCCCGCCUGGCGACCCCUCGGCCGCCCCUGCGGCCCUGACCAGCCCCGCGGAGUCCAGCCAGUGCCCACCGCUCGACGGGGCUUCCUGGGGAAUCUCUUAGGUCCUGAACGACAAGAAACAACUCUGUCAAUCCAGAACUUUUGGAAAGCCUCUCCUGGCCUCUGUUUAGAAUGGGCCCUGUGGAACUUCCCAGCUGGAAAUCUCUGACCUCCAGAAACUGAUGACUUGGCCUUGGGGUGGGGAGGCAGAGGUUGGGAGGGGCAACCAUUACCAAGUGAGUUUUCACCAUCCUCUUGUCUCUCUCUUCCUGAGAAGAGUUUUCUAAACCCCACCCCUGAAUUUUACCGCUACCUCAGCAGCUGAAGUAUCCAGCAGCCUGCUCUCAGCUGCCCUCGGAGUCCCCAUUAGCUUUGGUGGCCCACCUGUCACCUUGCUCACUUCUGUGCUGCGUGCUUAGGGCAAAGAGGUCUCUCCUCCUUCCAUUCCUUCUGCUGCCUGUGGACCUGAUGGACCACUGAGUGUCCUUCAGGCUCGGUGGCCAAGGCUGGGAGCAGAAAGCUAUAAAAGGUCCGGGUUUGGGGUUCUGUCCCUGACUCCAUCACUACAGAUUCCUAAGCACCAGCCUUCCCCCCUUUGGAUACAAGACAGCUCUGAUCUACCUCACAGCAGUGUCAGGAGGACUUCUUCAGGGUUUGAGGAGGGUGGAGGGUGAAUUCCAUUAGAGUGGAUUCUUUAUUUUCCUUUUAGCAUCAAAUUAAUAAAUAUUAGUGAAUGCAGUUCAUCUACUGCCUGCUUUUCUCCAUUUCUUUCCCCUGUGAUCCACUUACUCCCUUCUUAGAGCUGGCUUU
Molecule: messenger RNA, 2095 nt
Organism: Nyctereutes procyonoides (raccoon dog)
Lineage: Eukaryota; Metazoa; Chordata; Mammalia; Carnivora; Canidae
Gene: ADRB3
Product: adrenoceptor beta 3
Exons: 2
Coding region: 130-1347 (405 amino acids)
Biological process (GO): norepinephrine-epinephrine-mediated vasodilation involved in regulation of systemic arterial blood pressure; adenylate cyclase-activating adrenergic receptor signaling pathway
Cellular component (GO): membrane
Molecular function (GO): epinephrine binding; beta3-adrenergic receptor activity; norepinephrine binding
Source: RefSeq, a predicted model, not a curated record